Molecule: messenger RNA, 1976 nt
Organism: Annulohypoxylon truncatum
Lineage: Eukaryota; Fungi; Ascomycota; Sordariomycetes; Xylariales; Hypoxylaceae
Exons: 2
Coding region: 121-1839 (572 amino acids)
Biological process (GO): intracellular calcium ion homeostasis
Cellular component (GO): perinuclear region of cytoplasm
Source: RefSeq, a predicted model, not a curated record
CGGCGCCUUGAAUUCCAUCACGGUUCUCCCAAGAACAUCAAAUUCACAAUCUAACCACUCAACCAUCCAACACGAGAGCAUGCGCUCUAGAUACCUUGUAACUAUACUCAUCUUGUAAUAAUGGCGUCGCCACAGCUAGCCAUAGCCAAAGUAUCAUUCUCCGCCGUUCUUUUACGUCCAGAUCCGACAUCAUGUUCCCGCGGCGAGAUUGACGAGUUUCUUCAGCUACUCGACGCGACCAUCUCGCGAUGCUCUCCACCCAAUGUUCAGAAAUGCAAGCAAUGGAUAUUAAAGAACCUGGUCCGGUCCUCUGCCAGGAUCGCCGCCUUAGGGAAAUAUCUGACGGCCUUGGCCAAGUCCUACCCCGUGGAAAUCGCCGCCAGCAGGCAAGCGCGUGAGCCUUCCUCGAAACGAAAGCGACUCCAUAUACUCUACAUUCUGAAUGAUGUGUUAUACCAUGUCCACAUUCGGGAUCGCAAUUCCGACUUUGCAGAAAAGCUAGAACCGGUCAUCCAAGACCUUAUUCGAACCGCUGCAGUCUUUCCAAACUGCCCCAAGCACACCAAGAAAGUAACGGACCUUGUAGACCUCUGGGGUGAAAAGCGACACUUCCCAGAACCCUUCAUUCAGAAGCUUCGAACAACCAUCAAGGAUGCGCCAGAUGCCGCUGCUAAGGGCGAUGCGCCAAUCGAUGGUGUCCAGGCUUCGGGCGCGGAAUCAUCAAAAGAAGCCCCUUUCAUCAUGCCAGCCAUGCAUGGUGAUAUGUCUGUAUCAUGGUACGACUUACCUGCAGCGAACUGGCUACCCGUCCUUGAACCCAAUUCAACGAGACCAAUGAACCCAGAAAUGAUCAAGCCUCUGCAGCUUACCGCGGGCCCUGCGGAGGAGAGCUUAAUCAAAGCUGUCCAGAAUUUGCUUGCCGAUGUAGACCGUAUCUACAAUAAGGACCAUCGCGAGAUCGAUCGAUCCACCGAAGACAUCGAUCAGUUAGGGCAACGAGUUGUGUUGGAUGAGAUCACUGGCGAUGUAAUCGACGGAGAGACCUAUUACGGCUGGUCACGCGCCUUCUGCGAGAAGAUGAAGCAGCGUCGCAAGAAAGCCAGCAGCUCUGGAAAUGGCCACCGCGGGCGUAGUAUAUCACGAUCACGUUCAGACUCGCGAAGCUCCUCCCGCGGUUCGUCGCGACCUGCUUUUAAGCGACGGCGGGUAUCUAGCUCUCGCAGCGAGAACAGGAGUAGGAGCCCCCGGCGGAGCUACAGCAGAGAACGGCGCCGGCAAAGAUCAUACAGCAGGUCAAGAUCACGUUCACCCUCAAGGGAUCGGAGGUAUAACCGAUCGCGCUCGCAAUCUCAAGGACGGAGUCCACCGCCUCCGCGAUCGUACGAAUCUCCUUACUACGCCGGCUCGAACGGAAAACCGCAGUCCGGCUUUCCAAAUCAACCUCCGCACCUGAACCCAAACCCAGCAUAUCAACACUCAGCGCCUCCGUUCCCACAGUCCUUCCCCUCGCAUCCCAUGGACCAAGGUCAGUUCAUGGUACCACCACCUCCGCCCCCACCACAGAAUUACCAAGGACAAUGGCCACCGCCACCUCCUCCGCCUCCCGUCGCCGGCAUGCCUCCAAACAUACCCCCGAACAUGCCGCCGAAUAUGCCGCCGAACUGGCUUCAGAAUAUGGCGAUGGGCAGUUGGCCAUCACAUCCGUCUCCCAUGUCUCCCGGAGGACUUCCACCGCAGCAACAAGGAAACGGUUUCCAGCAAUACGGCAGAGGCGGAAGGGGCGAUUACCGUGGACAGGGGUACCGCGGAGGUUGGGAUCAUAGAGGGCGUGGUUGGUGAUUGGGCGGGAAAAGGUAGAUGUGGUAUUUAAACGACCUACUCUACUCAAUAUUACGAAUUAAUACGAAGCUCCAGCAUCUGUGAUAUCUAAAUACAUACAUAGUGCAGUGACCAAUGACCGUAAACCUAACUCUACC